This is a messenger RNA of Talaromyces stipitatus ATCC 10500, 782 nucleotides long. RefSeq lists its product as uncharacterized. The record is from RefSeq and is a predicted model, not a curated record. The coding region runs from base 25 to 687 and encodes 220 amino acids. NCBI's taxonomy places the organism in Eukaryota, Fungi, Ascomycota, Eurotiomycetes, Eurotiales, Trichocomaceae. The transcript has 2 exons.
AUUCCGAAAAGAAAAUAUAUAAAAAUGCACACUCAACUCCCUCUAACAGCCCUCUUCGCCGUGCUGGCUACAGCGACAUCAACACCAAACCUCCAUCCCAAACCCUACCAUUCCACAGGACGCAUUACAACAAGAUCAACCGAAGUAACCGCAAACCAAAUCCUAGCCAUAUGCCCCAAAUCAGCAACCUGCAACAACGCGCCUGCAGCAGGUGAAUGCGCUACCGCUGCAGCAGCGGCACCGUUUAUUAGUGAUGCAUUUAUUACCUACGGGAUCGAUUCGGCUGCUGAGCAGGCUGCGCUGAUUAGUUUGAUGGCCUUUGAGACGGGCGAUUUCAAGUAUAAUCGUAAUCAUUAUCCGGGUGUUCCUGGACAGGGCACACGAAACAUGCAAUCCCCAAUUUUCAACGAAAAAUACGCCUCCUCCAUCUCCGAGUUCAGCCCCGCUUAUGCCUCUGCAAAGGGCAACGUCACCGCCGUCUUGGAUCUGUUGCUUUCCGACGGAAAAUAUGAUUUUGGUUCUGCGGCUUGGUUUUUGACGACGCAAUGUAGUCAGGCUGUUAGAGCGGAGUUGCAGUCUGGUAGUUUGUCGGGUUGGCAGGGGUAUAUUAGUGAAUGUGUGGGCACGUCGGUGACGGAUGAUAGGAAGGGGUAUUGGGAUAAGGCUGUUAAGGCGCUUGGUGUUUAGAUCCCUGGUUAGUUUACUCAGGUGUUAUAUAAAGGAUGGAAGUGGAAGAUUGGACUGUGGAUGAUGGAGUUAAAUUCAAGAUCAUAUCGAGUUCC